This is a messenger RNA of Mustela erminea (ermine), 2940 nucleotides long. Its product is annotated as pituitary homeobox 1. The record is from RefSeq and is a predicted model, not a curated record. NCBI's taxonomy places the organism in Eukaryota, Metazoa, Chordata, Mammalia, Carnivora, Mustelidae. Gene Ontology annotation, molecular function: RNA polymerase II cis-regulatory region sequence-specific DNA binding; DNA-binding transcription factor activity, RNA polymerase II-specific. Gene Ontology annotation, cellular component: nucleus. Bases 5 to 1483 code for a protein of 492 amino acids. Gene Ontology annotation, biological process: anatomical structure morphogenesis; regulation of transcription by RNA polymerase II. The transcript is spliced from 2 exons.
AUUGAUGCCCGGCUUUCACAGUGCCAUCUUCCAGCACCUUGAGCCAAAGCGGCAGCCCCAGAGACCCGUGGCCAUCGGAGGGCAUCUCAGCGGCUCCUGCCCCCCCAGGGUGGUCCCCCGACAUUCUGGUUUGCAGGACCCUGUCGCCUCGCAGGGCCCCAGCAGCAGUAGGCUCAGACUGGGGGCUUGGGGAAAGCAGGAGCCUGGGUCAGCCAACUGUUUUCCCCCACGAGGCUUCCAGAGGGGUUAUCUGGCUGUGGGCAACACCGGGUGGAACCCAGAUCCCAUGAGUCCUGCCCGUCUCCCAGGAAGAGGCCAACGGGGCCACAUGGAUAGAGUCCUCCCUUAUACGGGGGCUACCGAUGGAGGGUGUGCGGGCGAGGGACGGAGCAAGUGGCCACAGAUGCAUCUGCGCUCCGGCUCCGUAGCCUUGAUCUCUCUCUGCCCAUCAGCCCAGCCCCGGAGGAGAAUUAGGGAGGGGGGUUAUCCUCCAAGCAGGGCAGGGGUCGGGCGUUCGCCCCUCCCCAGUAACAACACCCCCCACCAACACCCACAGAGAAAUUCUGGGGUCGGACCUCAAACCUCCUUGGCCGCCAAAACCUGCGCCGCGGACACUCCCUGCCAAAAUGCAAGACCAGCUUCCUCUCGCAGGCUGAGCGGAAAGGGGAAAGGUAGAAUCUUAGAACCCCGGCGUGACCCGCGCCAGGCAGGACCAGGGGAAACUCCAAACAGAACCCGUCAAACCGAGGUCUUCCUGGGCCCCUGGUGUGCCAGGUGGGGAACUGAGCCGAGUGAGGAAAAGCGCGCAGAGGCCAGGCCGGGACCCAGGCGGCUUCGUCCGCAUGUGGCCCGGGUCCCCCUUCCGCCCGCGUUCCCCGGCCUCAGACCCCGCCGGCGACCCGCGCCGACCUCUGACUGCGCCCCGAGGGAGGCCCGGACCCCUAGCCUGCAGGACGGCGCGCCGCCCCUCCCCGCUGGUCCAGGCGAGCGCCUCGCUUCCCCUCCCCCCUUCCCGCCUCCCCGGCCCGUGUCCCCGCCUUCCCCGCGGGCGACGGGCGGCGGCGGCGGCGGGAGGAGCGGGCCGAGCCGAAGCUUCCUGGACCUUGCGCGGAGCGAUGUAGCGAACCAGCGGGCACCCGAGCUGCGCGCACUGCUGGAGACGCAGCUGGAUCUGGGGCCCCAGCCGAAGUCGAAACCUCAGGCAGAGUCCGUGGCUAGCGAGCCCGGAGCCGAAGAGCCGCACACGCAGCGCAACCCGCGUGGGGCACCCCAAGAGGGCAGCAGCCCCGGGGGCGCGGGCCCCAGCCCUGCUAAGGGCACAGCCCAGGACGCCCUUCGCAGCCCCUCGCGGAGGCGCAGGCCUCCGGGGACCUCUAGGAAAAAGGGCAGGCGAGAGGGCCGCCCGCCGCUUCCCGUUGCGCCGCGGAAUGGGGGCCCCAGCACGAGCAAAAGCGCUGGCCCCUCUGCACGCCUGGGGACUUGAGCCGCAGCUUCGCGUCAAGAGGGUAUUUUUUCUAAACGACACCGCUUCGUUCGUUGGUUCGUUGGUUCCUUCGGGCGGCUAUGCCGCAGAAAAGCAACAGACACCGGCCAGAGCCCCGGCUCUCUUCACCAAGGACCCCGACGUCCCGCCGCCGUGCUCCGAGGCGCCCCCAGCCCACGGCGGCCUGCCCUCGCCCGCAAGAGUCAGGCUUUUUCUUACCCAGACAGAAACCCCAAAUGCUCUUCGCAAAAUCCAAUAAAGACACUCCCGCGGCUUCUCCGGGGUUUGGUUGUUCACGAAGGGUUCCCCGGCACACAGCCGCUUCUCUAGAACCGGGUCUUGGAAAUCUGAAAUUGACCAGCCGGCUCUGAGCCGUUUCGGCCAGGGUCAAGCGAGGGCCCCGAGGCCGGCAUCGCAGAAAUGGGAACCCCAGGCUGGAAUCCGGUUCCAAGGUUUUCCGAUUCAGGAAUCCCCUGAAUCUAAAAAUAUUUGAGCCCACUUUUCUGAGAAGGCUUGGGUAUUCUGUUGGCAACCCAGGGGACUCUGACAGCCACCGGGCCCAGAGGAAGGCAGUCCCAGGUUGCUGCCCCUUUGGCCAAAGACACAGGUCUAGGGUAAUGGUUAAAGCUACAGGCUGCAGAGGCAGCAGGGGAGGGGGGACUCGCCGACUCCCUCCCCUUUCCUCAUACUGCUUGGAACUCUUCAUCUCUGCUCGGAAAAGGAAAAGAGGCAGACGGGGGGCAUGGAGACCAGCCUGCCAGGACUCUGGGGUGCAGGGGAAGCAUUGUUGCUUCUCCAGCCAUACUCAGAGUGCCCUUCUCUCAGGAAAGCAGGUCUUGGGAAGAGGAGGCUAGAGUAAUGGCUUUAGCUGACCCUCUGCUCCCAAGUUGCGUGACCAGCCUCGGCCAUUCGCCCACCCUUCUCCGCCCCUUGGCUCAGCCAUUCUCAGGAACCAGAGAACGACCCGUGAGUGGACUCCGUGAGCCAUGAGGCCAGCCCUGCCAGCUGGUGCUAGAAUUCCGAGUUCCAUGCUCCCAUAGGCACCCCACUCAGCCAUCCUGCCUGAGUACAUCCCAGGUUUCUGCACCAGGACAGGCUCGGGAAGCCCAGGUAUCAGGAAGGCUCAAGCUGGGAUCCUUGGAAACCUAAAGAAUCCAGUGAGAUGGUUCCCUGCCCCACCUGAGCACCCCUUUACCCCUUCACCCAGUAAUUGCUUGUAUUCAAAGAAACAAGAGCUUUUAUUGGAGAGGGGGUAGAGCAGACAGAAGGAGGUAGGUGGUCCCAGAUGCACUCCCAAAACUGGGUUUUCUAGUUUGAACUUCUCCACAGCCUAAGAGGCUUAGGGUUGGAAUGUCCCAGAGAGUCAUGGAUGGCCUCGAGGGCAAGCCACGGCACAUUCCUUCUUUUUUCCUAAAAUCCCUCGAUUCUAAUGCAAAGAUUAGGACAGGGUACCCACC